Messenger RNA from Heterobasidion irregulare TC 32-1, 670 nucleotides. RefSeq lists its product as uncharacterized. The transcript has 9 exons. Lineage: Eukaryota; Fungi; Basidiomycota; Agaricomycetes; Russulales; Bondarzewiaceae. The coding region runs from base 53 to 490 and encodes 145 amino acids. The record is from RefSeq and is a predicted model, not a curated record.
CAGUGGCGCGGUCACAACCUCUCCUCUCUCCCACUCUCAUCAUCAUCGCGUGAUGACUGCCGUACGUCGGAUCAACAAGGAGCUCAAGGACAUCUUCGACCACCCAAUCGAUGGGGUGACCGUUCAGCCAGACGACGCCAACGUCUUCCUGUGGAACUGCACCGUCGCCGGGGCGUCCGAUGGUCCCUACAAGCACGGCGUCUUUCACUUCAAGCUCGAGCUCUCGGAGAGCUUCCCUUUCAAGGCCCCAGCGGUCAAGUUCAGCACGAAGAUAUACCACCCUGGAAUAAACGACGAGGGCCACAUAUGCGUGCCCAUCCUGCGCGAUCAGUGGAAGCCGGCAAUCAAGCUGCCCGCAGUGCUUGCUGUCAUCAAGGAGAAAGUGAACAACCCCAGCCCUGACGAUCCAUUCGAGCCCGAGAUCGCGGCGCAAUUGCGGGACGACAAGGCGAAGUUUCUGGCCACCGCGAAGGAGUGGACGAAGCAGUGAGCAGACGUGUUCUCGCGGCUUCUCGACCGCUGUGCCCUGACUCGAUGGUCUCAGACACGCGAUGGCGUGACCGAACGCGUCCCCAGACCGCGUCCGGUGUAGUUAGUGUCGUCGUGAAGUACUAGCAGAUGUCUCCAGUUGUAUGUAAUUGUGACGGGGAAUCGACGAAAUGUGUACGAU